GAGCAAAAAUAAGUGGUUCUGCUUUUAAAGAACUGAAAUUAGAAGAAAAGGUCACGUGACAACCAGUAGCUGGUUCUUCCAGAAAUGGAUCAAGGUUCUGCCCCCUGGAUUGGACCAGAAGAACUGUGACUGACCUCCAGUAACGAGACGUUGUUUUUAUUUGAGGACUCACAACAGAAAAAUCUCCCAAUAAUAAAUGAGACGAGCGCAGAUGGGUAUGGAAACGGAAUCACGGAUCAAACUCAUCGGUUUCUGAUCGGCUGUUGACUGAACAGAUAGAAACCAGGUUAGCUGAAGCUGUUAGCCUGUUCCAGAGCUAGCUGGCUGCACGGGAUGAAUCACCAUGGCAACGCGUGUCCUGCCGUCCCAGAGUAUAAAUGGGUCCGUUUGUUCCGCUCAGGAUCUAAACCGGGCCGACGGACUUCACGAUGUGCGUGUCACGGUAUCUGUUAUAUGUGGGCUUCGCUCUGGUUCCCAUGGCGAUCAUCUGCAUAGUGUCCAACAUCCUGCUGCUGUUUCCAGAGAUGACAUACCGCUUCCUGUUGGAUGGCCAUGUGACCAGAGAGGCCACCUGGGCCACGGGUCUGUGGGCCUCCGGCUUCCUGGUUUUACUUGGAGCGAACGCCUUCAUCAAGCGCAGUGGAACCAGAGGCUUCAUUGCUGCCCGGACUCAGAUGUUUGGUCUGGCCCUGUACUCCUGCCUGGGGCUGCUGGCUGCCUCCGCCUGUUGUGUGGUCAGCGCCACCGGUCUGGUUCAGGGUCCUCUGUGUCUCUACAACUCGUCCUCCGGUCUCACCUGGGGUGUCCCCCUGAAGCCCGUCCCCAACAGACAUGCGGGUUACCUGUACAACCAGUCGAUGUGGUCGGGGAUCUGCUUGAAGCCUGACUUGGUGGUGGAGUGGAACGUGGUUCUGUUCAGCAUGAUGGGGAUCUGCAGCGCCGCGCAGGCCGUCCUCUGCGGGCUGAACAUCCUGAACUCCCUGGUGGGGUUGGUUCUGGGCCAGGGCAUCCGCCCAUGACCAGGUCGCUCCAGAUUCAGAAUGAGGAAGUCAGGAUUUUCACAGCAAACCACCUCAGACCCUUCAAAAUAAAAGCACAGAUGCACUUUA
Messenger RNA from Gambusia affinis (western mosquitofish), 1109 nucleotides. RefSeq names its product transmembrane 4 L6 family member 5-like. The coding region runs from base 429 to 1019 and encodes 196 amino acids. The transcript has 8 exons. Lineage: Eukaryota; Metazoa; Chordata; Actinopteri; Cyprinodontiformes; Poeciliidae. Gene Ontology annotation, cellular component: membrane. The record is from RefSeq and is a predicted model, not a curated record.